AACAGCUAAUUUAUCGAACAUUGCGUCGCAAUGUUUGAAAAAAACUUAAAAUCUCAAAUAAUGACAAAUGCUGCAGCAGAAAACUUCUCCCUCCACCCCACUUCCACUUUUGUUCGAAUGGCGGAAUGAAGCCUUCAAUGUCGAAAUAAAAAUCCCGUUUCAACCACUCCAAGAUCCACCGGGACUCUCCAUUCGUAAAGUUUCGGGUGAAUCCCCCGAGCCAAGUGGAUGCCCUGGUGGUGGGGGCGUUCUGUCCGCCUGAGACCAAGAGCACUGGUGUACCCACUUGUUCCCCACUGUUCGGUUCCCUCCCUUUGGAGCAUAUCCUUGUCACUCGACAGCGCGUUGUCGAAGGGGCAUCAUCGAGGCUAAAAAACCUCAGCAAAUACUUCAGUGGCACAACUAAAACCUAAUACCAAUUAAAUUAUCACUGAUAACCCAACCGAGUGAAAUGAAUUAAAAAAUUAAAGAAAAAAUAUUUCAUUUUUGGUGGAUAAAAACCGUCGAAAACAUUCGAACUUAAAUUGCUGUGUGAACGAUUGAGGCCACAAUAGUGCGCUUCAAUUAAUUCUCAUUUCGACUAAUGAAAGCAAUUUAAACAAAUCACCCGGAGUGCAAGUGUACAUCAGACUCGAAACAAGAAAAGUAGAGGCUUUCUAAAAAGAAAAUAAAAAAACACUUGAACAAUGCGUUGAAGUAAAAAAACAACCGGAAGUGCCAAAUCCAUUGUUUUCAUUUAUUUUUGUGUUUGCUGCAGUUAUUUCAUGUCCGUUGGCUUAAAAAAUAAAUAAUUAAAAUUGAAAAAUGGCGACAGAAAUAUCGCGAGAUGUUGAUGCACAUAUUGUCAAUCUAUUAACUAAACUCGCGGCGUUAAGAGAUGCCCCCAAGGAGAGACAGGAGGGUAGGAGGCUGACAAUGUCCAAUGAGUUUAGGAGUCUUGAGCUUUGGAGGGCUGUUGCUGUCGAGUGUUUGGCGACAUUUAUGUUUUGCCUUGUUUCACUUGGGGCUGGAGUUGGUGUUAUUGUUCACGGUAGUGGACUCCUGGUUCUUGCUACAUGCCUUGGCACCGGAUGCUCCAUCGCUGCAAUCUGGAUUAUUUUCGGUCAUAUCAGCGGUGGACAUGUCAACCCCGCAGUCUCCAUAGCGUUUGCGUUCGCGAGGAAAAUAUCACCAUUUCGCGCCUGUCUCUACAUAGCAGCGCAAUGUGGUGGUGGAAUUGCUGGUGCAGCUAUGCUUUAUGGGGUAACUGGUGUGUAUACGAUGUCGUCCUCGACGGGUCGUCUCUCGGGUUCAAUCGAAAAAUUAUUGCUGGAGAAAACACUCUCGGUGUUCAUUGUUCUAGCUCAUCUUAAUUGCGAUAGUUCGAAAAAUCUCAUGGGCUCCAUUACAUCGAGACCUGCUGCUGUACUCGCGGCUACAUAUACAGCAGCUACUUUAGUCGCCAGUCCCUAUAUGAACCCCGCUCGUGCCCUGGGCCCAGCAUUCGUAAUGAAUCGCUGGGACAGUCACUGGGUUUACUGGGUGGGCCCAAUAGCUGGUGGUAUAGUAGCUUCCCUCAUUCACGAGUACGCCCUGACCCCGAAACGUCCUCGCAAUUCCGUGGACCUUGAUGACGGGGACAACUCAUCAAUGCGCUCCGAAGACGACCCUUAUGAUGAUCUCGACAAAGCGACAGGACCGAAAUUCCCAGGAGGUUACGCUACAUAUCGUCCAGUUACUGGCGCCUCCUCAAUCUACUCGCCCCCGCCGAGUGCCAUCGAGCGCGUGGAAUCAAUCUACGGUGGGACGAAAUCUCUCUACUGCAAGUCCCCACCACUGACACGAGCCAAUUUGAACAGAUCACAAAGUGUCUACGCUAAGUCAACAUCAGGCCCUAGAGAGGGCUUGGUCAUACCGAAGCCAGGGCCUUUAGCACCUGCACAGAGCCUCUAUCACAUGCGCAUCGGUCCCACCACUCUUCCUUUACCGUCUAGGGAGCAAGGGGCCUCAUCGGUAUCUUCCAGCCAACCGGGGAGCCAUUCUCAAGCCCAAAAUCACAACAGCACCAAUCAAAACAUGCAGAACCAGUUGCAAGCUUGUACCCAGAGUAUCUACGGUAUUCGAGGGAUUUCAACGAGUGUUUCUACCCGAGAGAGCGGUAUUUAUGGGGUUACAUCGUCGAGUGUUUACGGUAGGACCCCUCUUCCCCCUUCAUCGAGCACUCAGAAUUCUCAGAAUUCAAGUCAAAAUGGGCAGAGAGAGCAGAGGGAACAAAGGGACCAGCGAGAACCACCACUGGGGGGACCCAACCAGGGUCAGGCAAAUGGACCCGAGGGUGCCGCUGGGCCGAGAAGACCCGAGAGCAUGUAUGGGCAUAUAUCUAGAAGAAGCGAUGACUCGGCUUAUGGGAGCUAUCAAGGGAGUAAUAGGGGCAAUUAUGGAAAAAUUCCGGGGCCACCACCGCCCGCUGGCUGGAGCCAAACCAUGCAAAUGGAACAGAGCAGGCCCAGCCCGGUUGCUGGGCCUCUUCAGCAGAAUCAUAAUCAAAAUUAUCCCAGAAAUUCUCCUAAUCCACAGUAUUAAGGAUUUUUGUAAGCAAUUAUUAGUUUUUAGCAGCUGACGCUUACUUUGUGAAAAAAAAUCUUUUUAAAGUGUAUCAUCUCCACCAAUUUCAUUUAUUUCCACAAUUUAUGAAAAAUAUAUAAAAAAUAUAUGUAGAUAUAUUUUUUAUAGAUUGUAAAAAUUUUAAUUGAAACAUUUACAAUUUUUAGUUUAGUUCUUCAACUGUUAAUUUUUUCAUGAGAAAGUAAGACCAUUAUAAAAUAGAUUCGGGGAGCGUGAGGCGUACAAUGUUGAGGAAUAUUCUUCGGAGUGGAUAGUAGCUUUACUCUUACGAUAAACGUAGAAAUCAUUGACAGCAACAAUUUCCUUUCUGUAGUAAAUGUAAAAAAGUUAUCAAAUUUUUUCUCACCUCAUGAAAAACCGCCCAACGUUUUGCUCAGUUGAACUUUUUCUCAAUUUUUUCUUCGCCCAAUUUGGAGGACAAAAAAUUCUGAUAAUGAAAAUCGACCAAAUCAUCAAUGGCGUCAAAUGGUAGAGCUACUUUAAAACACUUAUUCUGUUCUUUCCAAACAUUUCUAGCUAAGAGAGAUUGAAAAAUUGAAUAAGAAUAUUUAUGAUUGAAAAUGAAAAGUACGGAUGAGCAUGAAACAAUCGUCAUCUCUUCGUGAUUAUAGGAUAAUUAUUGAAAAGUACAGAAUGAAAAAACUGUCCAUUAUUUAGUCAUCUUUCUACAGUAAUCGAUACUGUUCCUGAAAUUAUGUG
Messenger RNA from Diachasmimorpha longicaudata, 3303 nucleotides. It is a transcript of the gene bib, whose product is annotated as neurogenic protein big brain. Gene Ontology annotation, biological process: transmembrane transport. Gene Ontology annotation, molecular function: channel activity. Lineage: Eukaryota; Metazoa; Arthropoda; Insecta; Hymenoptera; Braconidae. The coding region runs from base 805 to 2562 and encodes 585 amino acids. Gene Ontology annotation, cellular component: plasma membrane. The transcript has 4 exons. The record is from RefSeq and is a predicted model, not a curated record.